Cantharellus anzutake is the source of this 1281-nucleotide messenger RNA. RefSeq lists its product as uncharacterized. The transcript has 3 exons. Lineage: Eukaryota; Fungi; Basidiomycota; Agaricomycetes; Cantharellales; Hydnaceae. Bases 91 to 948 code for a protein of 285 amino acids. The record is from RefSeq and is a predicted model, not a curated record.
AUUCGAUACCUCUGCCUCACUACUCGCGGGUGCACCUUCCCCCCAUCAAUUCAUCUCUUGCGAAGAAGUUGGCUCGGAUGGGAGACAAGAAUGCAUCCAGUGGCCAGAGCAGCGACCCUCAUUUGGACCCCUCUCUCAUGUCUCCGGGGGAACGAUCGUACUCACGAUCCAGCGAGAAGCCUGUUGGACUCCCAAUAUCAUCAGCACGGGAUGAUGAUGCUGGGAAGGACCCAAAGAACGAGUCAAAUGGAGAUGAGAGGAGUGAUGACGCUAAAAGCGAGCAUUCUGGUGAUCGUUCGCGGUCUCACAGUCUUGAGGACUUUAUUAGUAUUAAGCUAUGGAAAAGCUGUUACCCUUGGAAGGAUGGCCUGUCGUAACCAGGGUUCUCGCUCUCGUGUAUCUUCAUACUGUUUUCUCCUUAAUCCAACCACUGGCCUCACACAAUUCAAAUGCAAUGCACUUAUGCAGCCAACCAUUUCAACACUGCCUGUUGCGCACGUCCGAGAGGAUGAUGGUUGGGUAUGGGUCUGGCACGCUAAUGAAGAUCGGGUGGAUCUGUUAAGCAUUCAUCGGGGACCUCUGUCUGCCAGACUGCAGGUGAACUAUAGACGUAGCUGCUUGUCUGUGUUUGCAGAAUGCAGGAAACAUUCGACCCUGAGACCACAUUGGCACCGCAAUACAAUGCCUCUCCACAUAAUUCAAAGAGCUUCAAUAAUUUCAUGGAAGCGAACUUGGGAAGAUUGUGCUCUCCUCGAACUGAAGACAUUACAUCGUGCGUCAAUUGAACACUCACUGCCACCUAUUGAGGGACAACACAACAGUCAUAGAGUAGAAAUAGUGGGCAAUUGGGGAGGCCGCUUACCCAUAGCGCUCGUGACAACUCACAAAUCGCCUCCUUUUCAGGGUCGCGGUCGAGGCUCAAGGACGCUGACUCCCCGAUGCUUGUGACACUUCACUCGUUAUGUCGGACACCAUUCUACGCAGUCGAGUAUAGCGUUCACAAACUCCUCGCUAUCCCUUUAUUUAUAUUUUGUGGGGGGGCGUCAAGCACAAGGUGAUGGGGUCACCACCGACUGUUUUGCAUGGUCAAAACUAGAUCAGGUUUAGUCACCGCCUCCCCACUGUUGGGGCGCUGCACGCACGGCUCAGAGGGUUAGAAGAACAAAACCAUCCAUGAUAACCAAGGACAGGAGAAUUUAUGCCUAGUUGGUGUCGCGUAUCAAAAUUGUGUUACAUUUGGAAUCAUGUUGUUGGCCAUGCACAUAUGGCUUGUUGCAUAAC